Messenger RNA from Saccostrea cuccullata (small rock oyster), 4405 nucleotides. Its product is annotated as DNA mismatch repair protein Msh6-like. NCBI's taxonomy places the organism in Eukaryota, Metazoa, Mollusca, Bivalvia, Ostreida, Ostreidae. Gene Ontology annotation, cellular component: MutSalpha complex; nucleus. The coding region runs from base 66 to 4100 and encodes 1344 amino acids. The transcript is spliced from 31 exons. The record is from RefSeq and is a predicted model, not a curated record. Gene Ontology annotation, molecular function: ATP binding; mismatched DNA binding; ATP-dependent DNA damage sensor activity. Gene Ontology annotation, biological process: mismatch repair.
AAAAUUGGUUCACCUGGCAAACAUCCCGUUUGUGCUGAAAACCGCGGGAGAUAUUUUUAGCAGAGAUGGGGCCAAAACCAACCCCGUCUAAGAAGGGAAACACACUUUUUUCGUAUUUUACGAAAAGUCCAGCGGCGGCGAAGAAUACUCAGCCAAAUUUGAAUGGAUCCGAUGUGUUGUCACAGAAGAAAUCACCCAACAAAACGGACGAAGCAACACCUGCAAAACAGGCGAAAAAACAAGCUGAGACCCAAAGUUUUGCUGAGGGUGAUAUUGUGUGGAGUAAAUUGUCAGGCUAUCCCUGGUGGCCAUCACUUGUCUGUUCUCAUCCAACAGAAAAUACCCAUAUCAAAAAGGGCAAGAACCCACAAUUACAUGUCCAGUUCUUUGACACACCACCAACAAGGUCAUGGAUCAAAGCAAAUAAUGUGAUGCCUUACCAUGGCUCAGAUCACGAGGACUAUAAGAAAGGUGGAAAAUGUUACUCCCUCAAUCCUAAAGUGAAAAAGGGAACAGAGGAGGCAGAUAAAGCCCUGAAAUUAUCUGUGGAGGAGCGACGAAAACUAGUGGUGGAUCUACAACCAUCCAGUGAUGAGGAGGAGGAAGAGGAAAUGGAAUAUGAAGAGGGUGGUGAAAGUGAAGAAAAUGAAGCUGACAACAGCAAGGAAAACAAGGAAGAAGACUCGAAAUCCAAACGGAGAACAAGUAGGAGACCGACCAAGAGGCGGCGGAUCAUUAGUGCCAGUGACAGCGGGGAAUCAGAUGAUGAUUUCAAGCCCCAUUCUGAUGCAGAAUCAUCUGAUGAUGCCAGCAGUGGUGUGAACGAAGAGGAGAUAUCAGAACCUGAGUCAGAAUCAGAAAUUGAUUCCCCAGUAAAGAAAUCAAAGAAAGCAGAGCCUCCCACAAGAAAGAGGAAGAAACCAGAGAAGAACACCAAGCCAUGGCGACCGACGGCCAAGGAGAAGGCUGACUCAGAUGAGGAGCCUGUAAAGGAACAAGUCUCUCCCUCCACCAGUCGGCUUCCUGCCUCCUUCACACCAACUGUCGGAGAAAAAACUAAAUCCAAACUGGCUUCUUUUGCUGCCCUUGACAUAGACACUAAACCAGUCAAGGGAACAGAGCAGGAGUCCAACUUCCCCCACCUGAAACUGGAUUUUCUACAGCCCGAGAAAAUCAAGGAUGGUAAGAAGAAGAGCAAGACUGACCCAGAUUAUGAUCCGAAGACUUUGUAUGUUCCAGAUUCCUUCCUCAAGCAACAGACACCGGCUAUGAGGCAGUGGUGGGAGUUGAAGUCCAAACAUUUUGAUGCUGUACUAUUUUUCAAGAUGGGAAAAUUCUAUGAGCUGUUUCACAUGGAUGCUGACAUUGGUGUGAAAGAGCUAGGACUUAUAUACAUGAAAGGAGAACAGGCUCACUCUGGCUUUCCUGAGAUUGCAUACAGUAGGUAUGCUGAUCAGCUUAUACAGAAAGGUUACAAGGUCGCGAGGAUCGAGCAGACCGAGACCCCUGACAUGAUGACAGAGAGGGUCAAAAAAAUGGGUCUCCCUCCCACCAAGUUUGACAAAGUGGUGAAGAGAGAGGUAUGUCGCAUCACCAGUAAGGGGACCCAGACAUUUAACGUGAUGGACGGGGAUAUUGCUGAGGCCUCCAGUAGUUAUCUGUUGGCUCUCUGUGAAAAGGAUGAUGGACAAUUUGGACAGAGUACUUAUGGUGUGUGUUUUGUUGAUACAACGAUAGGAAAAUUUCAGAUUGGACAAUUCACAGAUGACCGGUACUGCUCUAGACUUCGGACACUGAUUGCUCACUUCACACCUGUACAGGUACUGAUGCCAAGGGGGAAAUUGUCUGAAAAAACAUCAAGCCUGAUCAACAAUAACCUGUCAUCAGUCAUAAAGGAGUAUUUACGACCCGAAACGGAAUUCUGGGAUAGCAGUAAGGCCCUCAAAGUUCUGGCAGAGGAGGAGUACUUCCAGACUGAGGACAACAUUGUGUGGCCAGAUUGUCUCAAGAAAAUGAUGUCUGAUGGAGACACCAUUGGUCUUUGUGCAGCCGAGGAGUAUAGUUUAGCUGUGUCUUCACUAGGGGCUAUCGUCUGGUAUCUUCAAUACAGCCUAAUGGACCAAGAACUCUUGUCCAUGAAGAACUUUGAGGAAUAUGUUCCUGUGGAUUCGGGAGAAACAGCAUCUAAAGAGAAGUCAGCGUUCACAAAAAAUCAACACAUGGUCCUUGACGGCCUGACCCUGAGGAAUCUGGACGUGGCAGACAUGUAUGGAUCCCAGGAAGGAACCCUGCUGGCCAGACUAAAUCAGUGCUGUACUCCAUUUGGUAAGCGGUUGUUUAAGCAAUGGUUGUGUGCCCCUCUGUGUAAUUCCACCUCUAUUGAUGAUCGACUUAAUGCUGUGGAGGACCUGAAUGGGAUCCCAGAGGUCAUGGCAGAGGUCACGGACAUGAUGCGGAAGCUUCCGGACCUGGAACGCACCCUCAGCAAAUUCCAUAGUCUUGGUUCAGCUGCACGCAGUAAAAAUCAUCCUGACAGCAGAGCCAUCUUCUUUGAUGAAGCUAAAUACAGUAAAAAGAAAAUAGAUGAUUUCCUGUCUACAAUAGAGGGAUUUAAAGUUGCCCAGAAAGUAGCGAAGAAGUUUCAAUCUCAUGUAGAUAACUUUACGUCCAAACUGCUGAAGCAUACCAUGACACUAGACACAACAGAGAGUAAAGGGCUAUUCCCAGAAUUACAGAAAGAAAUGGAAUUCUUUGAGAAUGCGUUUGACCAUGCUAAAGCAAAGAAAGAUGGGGUCAUUUUACCUAACAAAGGCGUCAGUCCAGAGUAUGACUCGGCAAAAUCUGAUUUGAAGGCAGCAGAGAGGGGACUGGAAGAGUACUUAGAUAGACAGCGCCAGAGGCUAGGAUGUAGAACAUUAACCUACUGGGGCUCUGGGAAAAAUAGAUAUCAGAUUGAGGUACCAGAGAGUGUAAUGAAAAGGGUCCCUGAUGAAUAUAACUUGAUGUCCUCCAAAAAAGGGGCCAAGAGAUUCAGGACGACGGAGAUCGAGGAUCAGUUGGUGGAUCUAACUGAAGCUGAGGAGCGUAAAGAUGCUGCCCUAAAAGACACCAUGAGGAGACUCUUCUAUAGUUUUGAUGAAAGGUACAAACUAUGGGACACAGCUUUGCAGUGUCUGUCUGUUCUGGAUGUGUUGAUGUCCCUGGCUAAGUAUGUUGGUGCAGCAGAUGGAGUCACAUGUAGACCAGAGAUAUUAGAUCCAACAUCUGACACAGAGCCCUUUAUAGAGAUAAGAGAGGCCAGACAUCCCUGUGUAACGAGGACAUUUGGAGGAGGGGAUUUUAUUCCUAAUGACACUGUUAUAGGUAUCCCUGACGAACUCGACACGGAGGGGGGUGAAGAGAACAGCAGUAGUAAGAUCGUCUUGGUAACAGGUCCAAACAUGGGAGGUAAAUCCACUCUCAUGAGACAGGUUGGACUAAUUACCAUCAUGGCUCAGAUGGGAUGUUAUGUUCCUGCUGAGAAAUGUCUGUUAACUCCUGUUGACAGAGUGUUUACGAGGCUAGGGGCAAGUGACAGAAUCAUGUCAGGUGAAAGCACUUUCUAUGUGGAGUUAAGUGAGACAGCAGCUAUUUUACAACAUGCUACCAAACAUGCACUUGUUCUAAUAGAUGAACUGGGUAGAGGAACAGCUACAUAUGAUGGUACAGCUAUUGCCUGUGCUGUCGUGAAUGAGCUUUCCAAAAACAUUCAGUGUAGGACGCUAUUCUCCACACACUAUCACUCACUGGUCGAAGAAUUCUCUCAUGAUCCCAACAUCAGGCUAGGCCACAUGUCUUGUAUGGUAGAAGAUGAAGGUGAUCCAUCAGAGGAGACCAUCACAUUCCUGUACAAGUUUGUAAAAGGGGCCUGUCCUAAAAGUUAUGGCUUCAAUGUGGCUCGCCUGGCCAACAUUCCUGAGGAGGUUGUUAAACUUGCCAAAGAGAAAGCAAAGGAAUUUGAAAUGUCUGUUGAAUUGAAAAAAUUAUUUAGGUCGAUAUGGCAUGAUGAUUCCACUGAGAAUAUAAAGAGGGUACAAGCCUUACUCCCAGAGGACCUCUAGUCUUCUACAAGUCUCUUCAAAUGAAAUAUAUUGACUAGUGCCAUGCCACCUUCUUUGAAAUGUGCUGAACUUGAAAGUGCUCAUAAAAACUAGGGUAAUCUAAGUUGCUGUUGGGCAGCAGCUGCAUGUACAAUUACAUGUAAUAAAGAUACUGAAAAAAUAUGUGUAAAUGAAAGCAGGCAGAUGAAUUGUAAACAACUCAAAAGGAAAUCAUAUUACAUAUUAUUCUUCAGUCAUUACUGUAAAUUCAUACCAUAAUAUUCUUGUAGCAGGUUUUCAAAAUGUUCUUUGAUGCAAUCAAAUAU